CCUGAUCUGACCGGCGAUCAUCACCGUCAUCUUUCCUCCAAUGCUGCCGGUCGUUGUCGGGAUUUGAAGCCGUCGCUUUCAGGUUGCCUCAAUAGGACAACAAUCGGCGCUCUUACUUGUGACGACUUUGCGAGAUAAAGUGGGUCUCAUCACCGAGAAGCACAAUUGGUUGAGGAUUUUAGUUGAGACGCUGCCUGUUGAUCCUUUGUCCAUGAAGUUCAAGCUGUAACCUGGCUCAAGGCACGGAUGUGGCUGCAGGAGGUGCUUACACCUUUUGAACGCCACGUCUGUUGUCCGGCCAUUGGCGCGGGGACUGAAGUAUAUAUGAUGGAGAAGUCCGAUAACACCACGGGGAACAUUUACGGACCUUCUUAAUCGAAAUAUACCCUAACUUACAAAGACUGCGCCAGAAGAAGACGAAAUAAUGGAUUCGAACGCGAUUUUCAGAGUUGACGGCAUCGUCGCCGUGAUCACCGGGGGUGGGACAGGUAUUGGUCUCACGAUGGCGAGGGCCCUGGUCUCUCAGGGUGCCGCCAAGGUCUACAUUCUUGGACGCCGUCUUGAGGUGCUCGAGACCGCAGCCAAAGAGCACCCUAAUCUGAUCCCCCACAAGUGCGAUGUCACUUCAAAGGAAGACCUCCAGUCUAUUGUCGACCGUAUCACGAAUGAAGUCGGCUAUGUCAACCUCGUCAUUGCGAAUUCAGGAAUCCUUGGACCGUCAGUCCGCUUCAACCCGGCACACUCCGUAUCCGAUCUGAAGAGGAUUCUCUUCGAUGAGUUUUCCAUGGAGGAGAUGACCGAAGUUCUUCACGUCAACAUCACAGCUGCCUUCUUCACCAUGUCGGCCUUCCUCGAACUCCUUGAUGCUGGGAACAAGAAUGCUCUCAAGGGCGGGUUCGGCAAGCCGGACCAGGAAGGCAGUGAUGUCAUCGCCAUUCAGAGUCAAGUCAUCUUCACGAGCAGUAUUUCGGCUUUCAGUCGGCACUUCUCUUCGACACCUCCGUACUUGGCCAGCAAGACUGCCAUCAUGCAGCUCACCAAGCAAGCCAGCAGCCAACUGGCUAGACACGGCAUUCGCGUCAACGGAAUCGCCCCAGGACUAUUUCCUUCAGAGAUCGCCGCGGGACUUAUUGGUGACCGCAAGCCAGAGACUGAAUCUCCGGAUGAUACAAAGUUCAUUCCGGCACGGAGGUUUGGAGGCGAUGAGGAGAUGACUGGAGCAAUUCUCUUCCUUACCAGUCGUUCCGGCAGCUAUUCAAAUGGCUCAAUCAUGGUCAUUGACGGUGGCCGAUUGAGCGCCAUGGCCAGUUCCUACUAGGAGUGUGUGUUAGAUGGUGUCGGAUAACUUCAGUCAGCGAUUGGGGCACCCCAUCACUCACAACUCUAUGUCAUAUCAUGAUGGCAAUGAAUACAUUUUUGAUAGAAUCGAUCAAACCUCGAAUAAAAAACCCGGGAAUUCUGGGUUUC
Molecule: messenger RNA, 1467 nt
Organism: Colletotrichum godetiae
Lineage: Eukaryota; Fungi; Ascomycota; Sordariomycetes; Glomerellales; Glomerellaceae
Product: short-chain dehydrogenase
Exons: 3
Coding region: 425-1318 (297 amino acids)
Source: RefSeq, a predicted model, not a curated record